Molecule: messenger RNA, 2062 nt
Organism: Cannabis sativa
Lineage: Eukaryota; Viridiplantae; Streptophyta; Magnoliopsida; Rosales; Cannabaceae
Exons: 2
Coding region: 970-1746 (258 amino acids)
Source: RefSeq, a predicted model, not a curated record
GUGUCGGGAUUUUUACGGUGGUCGUCGGAUUGCGGUUAUUAGGGGUUCGGCAUAAUUUUGUGUGUAGCGUAUUUGGGCUUGCAAUUAUAGGUAUAUACUUUUACUAACUUUUUCUUAAUAUAUAAUUAAUUAUCAAUGCAUGUUAGUUGAGUUUGAAUAUCUUAAAUAUUCAUCCGUAGUGAAGUAGGUUCUGCGAAUACAUGUACUGCGGUCGGAUGGGUGGAUUAAUUUUGUAUUGUUUAUCUGUUUUGUUUGUUAUUUUAGGCACUUGUAAAAUUUUUGGGAACGUCCAAUUACAGCCGUUAUGCUGCCGAAAUUUCGGUAGAAUUAGGAUAAAUCUUACUAAAACCAUUCAUAAUAUAGUUAAUUAUAACAUAGUAAUAAGAAGUUAGGUCACAUAAAAAAUAAUAAUAUUCACAUUUAUGAAAACUUUUUAAUUUUACCAACAUUAUAAUCAACUAAACAACUUAAUAACAUGAACUAAUGUAAAACGAAAAUUUGAGUAAUUUUUAGAUUAAUAUGAAUAAAUUGUGUGAGAGACUUAGUUAGUUACAUUGUGUAAUUAGUAACUAGAUAUAAUUAGUUACUAAAUAAAUUAACAAAAUAAACAUAUAAAAUCCUUCUUUUUUUAUUUUUUUUCUUUCAUUUGAGAGGUUCAAUGUGGAUUUUUAUUUUUCAAAGAAAAUAAAGAGCAAAAGUUAAUUAAAAGGGGAAAAUAUUAGUUAAUACCUUUAUUGCUUUACCAAAAAUUUUUCCCCUCAAUUUUAUUUAUUAAAAAUAUUUAACAUUUUAAUAACAUUCUAAUCAACAAAACAACCUAAUAAUAUGAACUAAUCUAAAACGAGAAUUUAAGUAAUUUAUAAAUUAAUAUGAAUAAAUUGUGAGAAACUUAGUUAGUUACAUUGUGUAAUUAGUAACUAGCUAUAAGUAGUUACUAAAUACUGAAUUUUUUUGGAUAGGAUUUUUGUUAUGGAUAAAUCAUGGAUGCGUGAGGAGAGAGACACACUGCGAUUUCAAGUAGGGUUCGAUGCAUUUUUAGAGUUUGCCUUAAAGAAUUCUACAAAUCACGAUCGUAUUCAUUGUCCGUGUGUAGAUUGUUGUAAUGUAUCUAAAGGGAAUAUUACAAUGAUUAAGGACCAUGUGUAUUUACGAGGUUUCAAUAGAAGUUAUACUAAUUGGUAUUACCAUGGCGAACAUUUACCUAAUGAUCCAUAUCCAUUAGGAAAGCGGGGGGUAGAUGAUAUCGAGGGUAAUGAUUUGGAUGAUUAUCCAUUGGACUUGCUUAACGAAGCACAGGAGGAAUUUCUUAAUGAUCCUGAGAAAUUCGAUAAUUUUCUUAGUGAUGCUGAUAAACCUCUGUUCGAUGGUUGUAAAAAACUAAGAUUACCAACAAUGGUAAAGUUUUACAACAUAAAAGCAGAAAAUGGAGUGAGCGAUAAAUGUUUUACUCAAUUUUUAGCUGCUUUUAAAGAUAUCUUACCAUUUGCCAACUGCUUUCCGGAAUCUACUUAUGAAGUGAAAAAAACGUUAAAUUCUAUAGGAUUGAAGUAUGAAAAAAUUCAUGCAUGUCCGAACGAUUGCAUUUUAUAUCGUAAGGAAUAUGCAGACAUGAAUUAUUGCCCGACUUGCGGUUUAUCCCGCCAUAAAGUAAACAAGAGUAAGGAGAAUAGGAAACUUAUCCCCCAAAAAGUGAUGUGGUACAUGCCUUUGAUUCCGCGACUGAAACGAUUAUAUCGUAGUGCGUAACAUUCUGAAAAUUUGAUUUGGCAUGAGACCAAGAGAGUGAAAGAUGGAAAACUUAGACAUCCUGCAGAUUCCCAAGCUUGGAAAAAAGUGAACUACAUAAACCCUGAAUUCAAAUCUGAACCAAGACACAUUCGUCUCGGUCUGUCUGCGGAUGGAGUAAAUCCACAUAGAUCUCUAAGUAGUCGUCAUAGUUCAUGGCCUGUCUUCCUAGUUAUGUACAAUCUUCCUCCCUGGUUAGUGAUGAAGAGGAAAUUUAACAUGCUUUCUUUAAUGAUAUCAGGCCCGCAACAACCUGGACAUAAUAUCGAUGUAUAUU